AUGUCAAAGCAGCCUCCAGAGCCCGAAAAACUCAAGUUCUCUUUGAGAUGCCUCCCUUGUUUUCAAGGGCCUAUCAAGACAGAAGAGGGUGAACCAAUGGUGGUAGGAACAUAUAACGACUUAGUUUUAUGUUGUGCAACCAUGCGUUUUCAACGGGAUUACUACAUUUGCAAUGCAUACACCAAGCAGUGGGAAGCUCUUCCUUCUCCUCCUCAAUGCCACGAGGAAGUAGGUGUUGGAUUCAUCUGUGAUCCCUACUAUAAGGAAUGCAAGGAAGAUGCUGACCAAAGAAAAGAAGAAACUAGUACUAGUAAAGCAUCAUUCCAUGUUGAUACUGAGUAUAGGUACAGGGUUGUGCGUAUAAUUCCUGAAUCUCCCGGGGGUUCCGUCCAAUUCAAAGCAGAGAUUUUCUCUUCUGAGACUGGUAAAUGGACAGAAACAAUUGUGUUAUGCCCAAGAAGUUUCUAUCUGGAUGUAAGACAUGAAGGCGUUGCUUACAAUGGAAUGUUGUACUGGAUGAGCAGUAGUGCUGGCUCUAUUAUUGGUUUGGAUCCCUAUUCAAACAAUAAUGUUGAUAAAAAAUAUAACUGUCGUUUCAUUGAUAAGCCUGAAGAUGAUCAGGUCCCUGUCACUGCAACAUUUGAUCUCCUGAGUGUGUGUAGAGUUGGAGGAGGAGGAGAGCGUCUGCGAAUGUGCCAGUUCAGCGGAAAUAAUGAAGAUAGAGUCGUGGAUCAGCUGAGUGUUUGGGAGUUGAAAGAUGAUCAGGUUGAUAACGAUAGCAAUUGGCUUUUAGUACGCAGAAUUUCCCUGAACGGGAUGUUUUCACAAAAUCCAGUGAUCAGGAAAUGGAGAGAUCAGGGCUGCUGGCACGAUGAGAUAAUGUUGCUUGCUUUCGACCCAAAUGAUGAUGAUAUCUUGUAUGUAGAUUUUAUUGGACACGUUGUCAUGUUCAACAUUAACGGUGAAGGAUGGAUAAUGCGUUAUUUGAACACUCCGCUUAAUUAUGGUACAAUUCAGAAUCACCGUAGGAGAGCUGUCUACCCAUUUGCGAUCCCAUGGUGGCCGACACCAGUUACUACUAGACAAAAACAGAGCUUUAACGCGUAUCAUUGGGAUUUUUAG
Molecule: messenger RNA, 1122 nt
Organism: Prunus armeniaca (apricot)
Lineage: Eukaryota; Viridiplantae; Streptophyta; Magnoliopsida; Rosales; Rosaceae
Source: the annotation of a GenBank genome assembly